Messenger RNA from Aricia agestis (brown argus), 1271 nucleotides. Its product is annotated as cathepsin L-like. Gene Ontology annotation, molecular function: cysteine-type endopeptidase activity. The transcript is spliced from 8 exons. Bases 24 to 1271 code for a protein of 415 amino acids. Lineage: Eukaryota; Metazoa; Arthropoda; Insecta; Lepidoptera; Lycaenidae. The record is from RefSeq and is a predicted model, not a curated record. Gene Ontology annotation, cellular component: lysosome.
UGCGAACACAUCGCCAAACUCAAAUGGCAGUAGACCACACACACUUGUUCAUAAUGCAAUUACUACUAUUAAUUACUCAUUUAUAUUUUGUAGCUUCAAACCCUUAUAUUAACGAAACGGCGCAUAAAUUGAAAUACAUUUUGAGCUGUAGGCAUACAAGAUGUGUCCCAAGAUUAGGGAUGAAUGUAGAUAGUUUAGCUGAAAAGACUCUGAAAGCUAUGAGAAAUACGGACAGAUUGAGUGAAUAUUUGAGUGUUUUUAACGUUAGUGACUGUGAUGGGGAGGCAAGUGCGGAUUAUGUUAGACGUCAUGUUCUUGACGGUCUUUUGACCACUGAUGAUGUGCCAGAAACCCAUUGGAAUGAAUAUAAGUCCAUUUACAAUAAGAAAUAUGUUUCGCAAACUCACGAGGAGGCAGCGCUGUCGGUAUGGAAAAAUAACUUGAGGAAAGUUGCUGAACACAAUCAGCUGUACCUCUCAGGGAAAAGGAGCUAUACUCUACAUCUUAAUAUGUUUGGAGACUGGCCAAUAAUGUCUUACGUCGAAGAUCUGCUGAAACUAAUAUGGACGAUUCCACUUUACGAUCCAGCUAGAGAUCCACACAGAACAGCCUACAAGAGGAAUCUCCAUCAGAAGAUUCCAAGAGAGAUGGACUGGCGUGACAGGGGUUACAAGCCGCGCCUGGAGGAGCAGUACCACUGCGGUGCUUGUUACGCCUUCGCCAUCACACAUGCGCUACAGGCCCAGGUCUACAAACAUCAUGGGGAUUGGCGAGAACUGAGCCCUCAACAGAUCGUAGACUGCAGUCUACCUGAUGGUAACCAGGGUUGCAACGGAGGAUCCUUGGAGGCAGCGCUUCGGUAUGCUUCCAGAGCUGGUCUUAUCCGAGAAUCAUAUUACCCGUACCGUGGCAAGCGAGGUCACUGCCACUACCGCUCAGCUGAGGUGAGCGCUCGGCCGCGGAGAUGGGCGACUCUGCCGGCCGGUGACGAGCGUGCUAUAGAACGAGCCUUGGCGACCAUUGGACCCAUGGCUGUUGCUGUUAAUGCUGAACCUUUCACGUUCCAAUUGUACAGGAGUGGUAUCUACGACGACCCGUUCUGCGUGCCGUGGAAGAUGAACCAUGCGAUGUUGCUGGUGGGCUACACGCCGGAGUACUGGGUGCUGCUCAACUGGUGGGGACGGCAUUGGGGCGAGGGGGGGUAUAUGAGAAUUCGCCGUGGUCACAACGUGUGUGGAGUAGCGAACAUGGCGACGUAUGUGGAACUGUAA